UAAAUUUGCAGGUCCCUCUCAAACUUCAAUAUCUAUCUCGACUUGUUAUUCUCUCUAAUACUAAACCAAAACAAAGACAAUUACAAAAUGGUCCCAUAAAGCCAUAAACCAAACCCAAACGCCCAAACCUUUGCCAACUCCAAUCUUUCUAUCCCAACAGAGCCUCUCCUGUCCCUAGUCAUAAGUCCCCAUAAGCCACUGCCAGUGACUGCCUUCUCAAAACCCUCAAGUCAUGGCCUGCCACCACCACCACCACCAUCAGCACCACCAUACCUCCGCCACCAGCUGCUCCACCUGCUCUUGCAGUCAGUGCUUCCAACCAGCACCGGCUUCGUCUCCAUAUCCCCAACAGUCUGACCAUCUUCUACAAGCCCUUGCCUCUCUCCUUCAACCCCAACAAAAUCAUUAUCUAAAUCAAACCCAUCAUCUAAAAUCAUUCCAAGAUCAAAACUUUGCCACUAAAAACCAUCACUUUCAUCAAAAACAGCAAGAACAACCCGACUUUCUCAUCUCUUCACUUGUGAGCCGUAUCAAUGCUCUUGAAUCAUCACUCCAUAGCUUCUCCAAAGCCUCAAGUUGUUCUUCUUACCCUUCAUUUUCACUUAAAGAUGCAGCUGCUCGUGUAAUCCAAACCCAUUUCAGAGCUUUCUUAGUUCAUAGAUCAAGAACACUUAGACAGCUCAAAGAUCUCGCCUUUAUCAAAUCAAGUCUCAACACUCUCAAGCUUUCAGUUUCCAAUAAUAUCCAUUUUGAUCCCCAAGUUGUUUCUCAAAAAGCCAUGGACUUGCUUCUCAAACUGGACUCUUUUCAGGGUGGUGAUCCAAUGAUUAGAGAUGGAAAAAGGUCAGUUAGUAAAGAUUUGAUUCAGUUUUUAGAAUAUGUUGAUGGGUUAGUUUUAAAAAGGCAUAAGCUCCUAUAUAAGAAUGCAAAAAACAUUAGGGUUUUGAGAAAUGGUAGUAGUAAACCUAAGGUUUUAAGGUCCAAAUCUGGUGAAGUAAUGGAGAAGCUGAGAGACAGAGUUGAAAAACUUGAGAGGUUUUCUACCAUUGAAGAAGGAAAUGAUGUUGUUGAGCUUGAAGGUUUUCAUCAAGGUAUUGAUGAAGCAGAGAAUAAAAAUAAAAAUAAAAAUGGUGAGCUUUUGUUGAAAAGGCAAGGGAUUCAACCAAAAGUGAAGAAAGCUGUAAGCUUUACUGAAAAUGGGAAUGUUUAUAGGAUUAUUAGCAAUGGAGAUGAGGUUAGUUCAAGUGGAGAUGAAGCAGAGAAUAAAAAUAAAAAUGGUGAGCUUUUGUUGAAAAGGCAAGGGAUUCAACCAAAAGUGAAGAAAACUGUAAGCUUUGCUGAAAAUGGGAAUGUUUAUAGGAUUAUUAGCAAUGGAGAUGAGGUUACUUCAAGUGGAGAUGAAGCAGAGAACAAAAAUGGUGAGCUUUUGUUGAAAAGGCAAGGGAUUCAACCAAAAGUGAAGAAAACUGUAAGCUUUGCUGAAAAUGGGAAUGUUUACAGGAUUAUUAGCAAUGGAGAUGAGGUUAGUUCAAGUGGAGAUGGUAGUUUAACCGAUGAGAGUGUUUCGAGUGAUGAACGUGGAGAUACAACGGAGAAUCUUGUCAAAGAAAGUGAAGAUUUAGUUGAGAAUUUGGAGGAGGCAAUUAACUUGAACAAACAGGCAAGAAGUAACAGUGUUGAGGACUAUCAGAUUCAAGGUGAUGAUUUUGUGUUUUCUGCUCCAUUGCCUGUGAAGAUGGAAUCUAAAGCUGAUCUAAUGAAGAAGAGGAAUGGUGCGCUCAAAAUUGUUUCAUCAUAGAUAUAUCACCGUUAUGAAAGAUUAGAUCUUUAUUGGUUCUUUUUCUUUCUUAUCUGUCAUUCUAAUAGUUAGUUCAGAUUGAUGAGUGUGAGACUGUUCCCAUGGAGUUUGUUCUGUGAAUCUCAGGCAAUAUAUUUUUUCACUCCCAUUGAAGAGGGGUUGGUUUGACUUAUUUUUGGUAACUUUGCACUUGAUUGAGUGUUUAAUGUUAGCUGAACUUGGAACUGUCA
This is a messenger RNA of Gossypium raimondii (Peruvian cotton), 2028 nucleotides long. RefSeq names its product BAG family molecular chaperone regulator 8, chloroplastic. The record is from RefSeq and is a predicted model, not a curated record. The transcript has 2 exons. NCBI's taxonomy places the organism in Eukaryota, Viridiplantae, Streptophyta, Magnoliopsida, Malvales, Malvaceae. Gene Ontology annotation, cellular component: plasmodesma. Bases 233 to 1798 code for a protein of 521 amino acids. Gene Ontology annotation, biological process: protein folding.